AUGAAUUUGACAAACUUCACAACAGAUGCACUUGAGGGCCUGUGUACUCAAGAGCAGUUAGACCUUCUGGAUUCCAUCGAUACGCUCCGAUCGCAAGGCAUCAGCCACUACGUCUCGCUCCCACAAAUAAUCGUAUGCGGAGACCAGUCUUCCGGAAAAAGCUCCGUUCUCGAGGCGAUAUCCGGCGUGUCCUUUCCAGUGAAAAGCAGUUUGUGCACUAGAUUCCCAACCGAGUUGGUUCUUCGGAAGAACUCGCAAGUGGGAGUUCGUGUUUCCAUUGUCCCUCACCAAUCGCGCAGUGACGCUGAGCAGCAUUCUCUCGGCAGCUUCUGCGAACAACUUGAUGGGUUCGAUGGCCUCGCAAACUUGAUAGAAAAUGCAAAGGCAGCAAUGGGGAUAUCCACCCACGGAAAAGCAUUUUCUAACGACCUUCUGCGGGUUGAAGUUUCAGGCCCUGACCGGCCACAUCUCACAAUUGUCGACCUUCCGGGUCUGAUCCACUCAGAAACACGACAGCAAUCGGCAGCCGAUGUACAACUAGUUCAGGACGUGGUUCAAUCAUACAUGAGGGAGCCACGAAGCGUUAUCCUUGCUGUCGUCUCCGCCAAGAACGAUUUUGCAAACCAGAUUGUCCUCCGUUUAGCGCGGGACGCUGAUCCAUCGGGCAACCGGACAUUAGGUGUCAUUUCCAAGCCUGAUAUGCUAGUCCCGGGAUCUGAAAGUGAGGCUUCCUUUGUGUCGCUUGCUAAGAAUCAAGAUGUAGAGUUCCGUCUUGGAUGGCAUGUGUUGAUGAAUAUGGAUUCUGAGAAAGGCCAGUGGAGCUUAUCCGAUCGGGAUAUUCAGGAAAGGAAAUUCUUCUCCCAAGGAAUAUGGGAAGACCUACCUCGAUCUCUCGUGGGUGUGGAUUCACUGCGAACCCGCAUGAGCAGCCUACUUCUUGGUCAGAUUGCCGGUGAACUUCCAAGCCUGAUCAACGAGAUAAAUUCCGGGAUCAAUUCCUGCAGGUCGCAGCUCCAGAAGCUUGGAGACCCUCGUGCAACAGUAGAUGAGCAAAGAUCGUAUCUUUUGCAUACCAGCCAAGCGUUUCAGUCUCUAGUCAAGGCAGCCGUGGAUGGCACUUACAACGAGCCUUUCUUUGGAGAUGCAAAGACUGAUGAAGGGUACCGGAAGCGCAUCCGAGCAGUCAUUCAAAAUCUGAAUCAGAAAUUCACAGAUAAAAUCUCCCACCGUGGCCAUUUUCACCAUGUCCUUGAAAGUGAAGAACCUAGGUCAAUCUCCAAACGUCAGCAGCUUCUCAAAAGAGAAGAAUACGUGCAGCACAUCGGAAUACUCCUCAAAAAGACAAGAGGCCGAGAGCUACCUGGCACUUUUAAUCCUUUGAUCGUUAAGGAUCUAUUCCAAGAACAAUGCAGCCCAUGGGAAGACAUAACACGCGGCCAUAUUACUGCCGCGUGGACAGCAGCAAGAGAGUUUCUUCGGUAUGCAGUUUCCCAUGUGGCAGAUGAAGUUACCUCAAAAGCCUUGUUUGAAAAGGUCAUUUUGCCAGCUCUGGAAAAUGUACGAUAUACAUUGGAGAAGGGAAGCGAAGAGCUCCUUAUGCCGCAUCAACGAGGUCAUCCUAUUACCUACAACCACUACUUCACUGAAACACUCCAAAAAACUCGUGCUGAUCGCCAAAAGGAAGCUUUCCGUAAAGCUCUUCAAUCAUACUUUGAUGUUGAUACUCUUUCAACCUCUGAGCCUGUUGGGAAAACUGUCAAUCUUCAAGGGCUUCUCAACUCCCUUGUUCAGACAACUAUACCGGACAUGACACGUUUUGCAUCCGAGGAAGCACUUGACUGUAUGCUUGCCUACUACAAGGUUGCACUCAAGCGUUUCGUUGAUGACAUUGCCACUGAGGUGAUAGAAGUAAAGCUUCUGCGUGCAAUUACUACACUUUUUACACCAAUAACCGCAUUCGAGAUGCCUAAAGAAUUGAUCGGACAAAUCGCAGGUGAAUCUGAGGAGAGCCAAAGCCGACGGGAACAAUUGAAUAAAAAGUUGUGGAUCCUCGGGAAGGGGUCGGAUACUUGCAAGCGUUUCGUUGGCAUCAGCGGCCUUGAGUCGAAAAACGAAUUGGAGGCUAGCUUACAAAGCAGUCGACCUACAUUAUCUUCUAGCUCUUGUAGCUCGGUUGAUGCAAUUGACUCUGAACCAGCCGAUGGACGGUCCAGAUCAUGCAGCGUGGAUAUAUAG
Messenger RNA from Penicillium robsamsonii, 2235 nucleotides. Its product is annotated as dynamin family protein. Gene Ontology annotation, cellular component: microtubule; membrane; cytoplasm. The coding region runs from base 1 to 2235 and encodes 744 amino acids. NCBI's taxonomy places the organism in Eukaryota, Fungi, Ascomycota, Eurotiomycetes, Eurotiales, Aspergillaceae. The record is from RefSeq and is a predicted model, not a curated record. The transcript is spliced from 3 exons. Gene Ontology annotation, molecular function: GTP binding; GTPase activity; microtubule binding.